AUGCAUGUGACAAAGCCAUCGAGUCCCUCUGAGAUAGUGGAGGGCAGUUCAGUGACUCUGACCUGUAGCAGUGAUGCUAACCCAGCAGCUAACUACACCUGGUACAAGAAGAACCAACCACGUCCUCAUGGAGAAGGAGACAUCUAUCGUUUCACCUCCAUCAGCUCUGAGGACAGAGGGAUCUACUACUGCAAGGCUGAGAAUAAACAUGGAGAGAUCAACUCUUCAUCUCUAUUUUUAAAUGUUCAGUAUGGUCCAAGGCUUCCCUCUGUGUCAGUGAGUCCCUCUGAGAUAGUGGAGGGCAGUUCAGUGACUCUGACCUGUAGCAGUGAUGCUAACCCAGCAGCUAACUACACCUGGUACAAGGAGGAUGAAGACUCACCAACAGCAUCAGGACAGAUCUUCAUCAUCAAUGACUUCAGAGCUGAACACAGUGGGAGUUAUUCCUGUGAAGCCCAGAACAACAGAGGACGUAGUAACUCCACCUUCCAUCUGACUGUAGCAGGAGCAUGGAGAUUAAUAACGGUCGCCACAGUUCCUGUGUUUUUUCUCGCCAUCGUACUCGUCUCUGGCUUCCUCUGGAUCAUAAAGAAGAGGUCCUCCAAGCAACCACCUGAGAGCCCGGACACCGGGGAACAGAUGCAACCAGCAGGGCCGGAGGACGGACUUCACUACGCCAGUGUCCUCUUUUCCAAAAAGCAGAGGGAUCCCGUCUACUCCAACAUCGGUUCGGCUCCGCCCGGACGACCCGAACGGGAAACGAAGGAAGAGGAACAGGAAGAGACUGUCGUCUACGCCGCCGUGACAUUUAACGCCGCGGCCUCAAGAACCAGAGGUCAGGAAGCUGCGGAGGAUCCGGCUGGGUUGUACAGUACAGUCAACGAAAAGAGGAAUCUCUAGUCUACUUUUUAAUCUUCGAUGAAAGGAAACCACAUCAUGUUUUAUUUAAAACUAUUCCUCAGGACAGGCUUGUCCAAAAAUAGAACUUCUUACUACUUAAAGAGAAAGAAGGAGAAUUUUGAGGAACUUUCCUGAUGUUCGUGGAUUGGUAAAGAUACAUUGUAGCAACAUUUUCAACAUCAACAAAAUAAAAUUUGCAAAAAAGCCCUUUUCAUUCUAAUUUUAAAAGCAGAUUUGUGUACUCUUUUCAAACGUAUUUUGGUAUUCGUUGUUUACAGUGCUCUGGUGGUUUUAUGAAGCCCGCUAUACUUCCCAAUUGCAUUCUGAUGUUGUUAAAUAGUGUAUUUAUAGACCAGACAUUAAUCUACUGUGGGUUUUUUUUUGUAACCACAAACUCAACAAGCGUGAGGUGACAAAACACAAGAAGUGGCAUCACUUGGCUACACUUCCUGUUUGAGGGGAGGUGUGGAUACAGCAGUCAUCAUUUCACCAUGGAAACUAAAGGACGUGACAUAUGACGGUGAUCUCCAGUCUAAAGUUGGUUUACCGGUCCAGUGUAACAUCAGUGGUGGUUAGGAAUGUACCGAUACCUCUUUUUAGAGGUACAAGUAUUUACAUUUGUGUACUUGUCCAUACGAGCACCAGUAUGAGUACUUCAUAUUACCGUGACAGUUCUUACGAUGGCUUUGAACUUUCAUUGAACAAAACACAGGAGCAGCUUGUCACUUAAAGUUGAAUAAAGAAUAUCUAGUCCACCUUAAAACUCAUCCCACCACAAGUGUGCCUGAGCUGAUCAAAUAUCAUAAUUUAGCCUCAGGUGUUGUCAAAGGGACCCAAAGACCUCACAGGUGAUACCGACUGCAGCUUGUGUGUGAUUGGCAAGUUAAAAUGUAUUUUUUUAUUAAAGCCUGCUUUCAACAAUUCUUGUUUCUUUUUGUUGACAGUUGAAGACAUAUGCAAAGGGAAUUUUGCAUAUGUCUUUGUA
Molecule: messenger RNA, 1885 nt
Organism: Cyclopterus lumpus (lumpfish)
Lineage: Eukaryota; Metazoa; Chordata; Actinopteri; Perciformes; Cyclopteridae
Product: B-cell receptor CD22-like
Exons: 8
Coding region: 1-900 (299 amino acids)
Source: RefSeq, a predicted model, not a curated record